Molecule: messenger RNA, 1113 nt
Organism: Penicillium olsonii
Lineage: Eukaryota; Fungi; Ascomycota; Eurotiomycetes; Eurotiales; Aspergillaceae
Source: the annotation of a GenBank genome assembly
AUGACAGCAACAUUUGCAAUCUAUACCACCCUCCUGGUCUUGAUUCAAAUUUCAGCGCGUUAUGCAACAAACCUGAUGGACCCCAAAGACUACGAUCAGGUGCUGUCAGAUCCCAAACAAGUCAGCGAUCGGAUCUAUGGAAGCAAGAUUGUUAUCGGGUUGGAGCAAUGCAUGUUGAUCUCAACAUGGGGGGUCAAGACAUGCAUGCUGAUGCUGUAUUGGCGAAUUACACAAAACCUCAAAUCCAACCUAUACAUCAAGAUUCUUUCUAUAUACGUUGCAGUUGGCUUUGUCGUCAUCAUGGUCACAUACUAUGCGGCAUACUGCCGACCAUUUUCGCAAUACUGGGCCAUGCCGGUGGACAAUAUGCAAUGCGCGACAUACCAGCACUACUCUAUAACGCAAGCCGUCUUCAACAUCUCCUCCGACGCUGUGAUGUUCGCGAUCCCAAUUCCCCUCCUUAUCAAGGCCCAGCUUAAACGCCGCAGGAAAGUGGUCCUCAUUGGCGUCAUGAGCUUGGGCCUGUUCACGAUCAUCGCUGCUAUCUUGAACAAGUACUUCAAUUUUGCCUCCCCGCUUACGACACAGUACCAAAUUUGGUACAUUCGCGAAGCCAGCACCGCCAUAUAUGUCGCCAAUCUCAUGUGCUGGUGGCCACUCCUCCGCAAGCUCUUCGGCCUCAAGGCUUUCCAGUACAACAGCAACCGGGGUCAACGGGCUGGGAAUCAAAACAACCAAAACAAAAACAUCAGCGAAGACAACUCCAACAAUUCGCAGUCCCGGCCCUCUUUUGCCUUCCCUAGCUCUUGGAGACCCCCUUACCGUCGAGGCUUCAAAGGUGCAUGGGUUGGGCGGCAUCGGGCGCGGCGCUCCAGCACUGAAGCUAUCAAUCGAUCCGACAAUGAUUUUGUCGGCGAUGUGCAUCGGAUCGAAGCUGUCCCGCUAGACAAUUGGGAUAAAACACAAGAUUCUGUGCACCGCUCUAUGGCACAAGAGCCUCUUGGCUCUCAUACGGAACCGGAUGCACAGGCGCUCCGACAGGAUAUGAUAUACUCCGAGGAUGAAUUUGAUUCCCGGCCGAACCGUAGGUAUCAGACGCAUUCACCCUGUUGA